AAAAAAUGUUCACCGUGCUGAACGUUGCCGAUUGACUCUCGCGUAGACGAAAAAGAUCCGGCAAGUUUGUUUACAAACAUUUUGUGUGAAAUUAUUAUCAAAGUUAUUUAGUUAGCGAAAGUUACAGUAAGAAUAUUGUGUUAUUUAGUGGAGUAGUACCUACGUUCUUGGUUUGAUUAGAAGAUUUUGUUGAAGAAAUGAAUAUUUGUCGGACGUGUAUGGCUAACACCAAAGCUGAACUGGUGCCAAUUUUCUCCAAGUUGGAAGGUGAAUUUAUUGCAAACGUUAUCGUGGAUUGCAGUUCCGUCACGAUCAUCGAAGACGACGGCUUGCCGGCGUUCGUGUGCACAGAAUGUUUGUUAAACAUUAAACAAAUUCUCGUUUUUGCAAAGAAAGCACGUGAAUCAGACCAGAAAUUACGGCAGCUGUUCAAGUCGGAGGUAUCGUUGACCGAUUUUGAGAAGCAGGAACCAAAUGAGGCAGGUGAGCGGCGCGAAUCCGACUGGUUCGAUGUGCUGGUAACACCGAUCAAAACUGAAGAAACAGCAGCGUCGGAACAUGCUUACGGCUCUAGCCAGGAAGUGGGAAAUGAGUCUGAAUUUGAAGAUUUCGAUGAUGGGAAUGAUAGUGAUUGGGUAAAUAAUGAUGAAAUGGAUUCAGAUGAUGAUUUACCUUUGGCGAAAAGCAUUAUCAAAGCCAAACGAAAGAGUGUAAAAUCUGCGAAAUCGGAACAGGACAAUGAGGUAAAACAGGUUAGGCCCACCAAGAAGAAACGACCAGUCAAGAUUGAUUCUGACGAAGAUGAUGAUGACGAUGAUGAUGAAAAUUUCCCAGAAGAUGAUAUUCUGGAUGAAAAAGAGCAGGAAAUGUUCGAGCUGGUGGUUAUAGACCCGGCUAGGCAUAUUUGCUGUCUUUGUUCUUACGACUUUGAUACUCGCGAUGAACUAGAAGCACACGGAAAAGCAGCACACGAGAAAAAGAAACGAAUAAGUAAAAUCAACAAACCAUUUUUUUGUCAGGUGUGUUACAAGCGAUACUGUUCGGAGGAUGCGCUGCAGGAUCAUCAUAUAGUAGCAGCAGGACUGGCUUCGAAAAAAUUCUACCAGUGUAAACUCUGCCCGGUUCGGUUCCAUUCCGCUAAACGAAGACGAAAUCAUGCCCAUAAUCAUCCAAAAUCUACCUUGGUCGAAGAACACUCGGAUACAAAAAACAAACGCCCACCAAUAUGUUGUGGUCCGAAUUGCUACCGGGAAUGUGAAUCAGUUGAUGAACUUUACAAACAUGGCAUGAAAGUGCACGGUUCUAAAAAACGUUCAGUUGUUGACCCAGCUUUACCCCACGAAUGCCCAAUCUGCUUCAAAUGCUUUGAAACCAAGAAAUCACUGGCUAGGCAUCGAAAUAGAAUACUCACCUCGGAUCUGCAUCAGUGCACCAUGUGCGGAAAGCAAUUAAAAUCCCGUAAUUCGCUCGUCAUUCAUGAGCGAAAGCACCGCGAUGAGCGGCCGUAUUCGUGUGAAAUGUGCGCCAAACGAUUCCCUACGAUGCAGGCUCUAAAGUGGCACCAAUUGGUACACAAGGAGGACAAACCGUUUGGUUGUAAUAUUUGCGGUUGGAGCUUUAAGCGGGAAUGUAACCUCAAGAUUCACAUGCUGACGCACUCGGACACGCUUCCAUUCAAGUGUACGGUGUGCCAGAAAUCGUUUAAGGGAAAAUACCACCUUCAGUAUCACAUGCGGAUACACACGGGUCACAAGCCGUGGCCCUGUCGAUAUUGUGACAAAUCGUUCGCGGACCAUGCAAAUCGUGCAAGGCAUGAGAUUUCUCAUACAGGUAUAAAACCCUACAAAUGUUCAUACUGCGACAAGUCAUUCAUCCGUAGACGAUAUCAAAUUGAACACGAAAGCACGCACACAGGAAUAAAACCGUACCGGUGCGAGAUGUGUAACCGCACCUUCGGCCAGAAGACUGCCCUGAAACGGCACCUAGAUAUGCACCCGCUGGCUUCGGAGAAUCAAAAAUCACUAGAACAGCCAUCUCCGAUGUCGGAAAUUCAGCCGAUGUCACCGGAACUGCCCUCUGCCUCGGUGACUAGCCAAGCUAUUUCGCACAUUCCCAAUUCGGCAGCAAUGAUGCCGGCUCCUAAUAGUUAUGACAUACAGCAGAUGUAAGUAAUUUGACUGCAUAAAAAAAUCCGUCAAUGACACUA
Topomyia yanbarensis is the source of this 2206-nucleotide messenger RNA. Its product is annotated as zinc finger protein 25-like. Gene Ontology annotation, biological process: regulation of transcription by RNA polymerase II. Gene Ontology annotation, cellular component: nucleus. The coding region runs from base 198 to 2168 and encodes 656 amino acids. The transcript has 5 exons. Gene Ontology annotation, molecular function: DNA-binding transcription factor activity, RNA polymerase II-specific; RNA polymerase II cis-regulatory region sequence-specific DNA binding; zinc ion binding. The record is from RefSeq and is a predicted model, not a curated record. Lineage: Eukaryota; Metazoa; Arthropoda; Insecta; Diptera; Culicidae.